AGCGCAAAGAAAACGAAACCCGUAAGUGAAGAUAAAGCAAAACACAAGCAACGAACGGGAGCGACGCGAUUUAAAACAGAAAAAAGUAUAGUUUCGUUCAUGUCUUAUCAUUUUAAAAAUUGCCCGUGUUAGACGAAUCAGUGUCGCCUUGUAUUGGUUGUUUUAUUUGUGAUUAAAAAUCAGUGCGAAUAGUAACGAAAUCAAGUUUAAAAUCUCGCAACAUCGGCUAGUCGCUGGUCGUUCUCGUCUCAAAUACUCGUCGCGUGCGUCACCCAUUUUUCUUUCUCAAUUGAUAUUCAAUCUGUACCAGCAUAUUUAUUCAAACCGAUUUGGAAGUCGCUGGUCCAAUCGGAUAAUUGUGCAUGCGAUUAGUUUAGUGCAACUGCAAAGUUUGAGUUACUGUCAGCUGGGCAGAUAUUGCAUUACUGCUCCCGGUGUUAAAUCUGCAGUCUGGAGUUGACGGCAUCAUCAUCGAUUGAGGCGGAAGGACGAUCAAAAUAUCAACAGACACUGCAUUUGAUUGCAGUAUAACUCGAAGUAGCAAGAAGAGGCCAAUGAUGGCUUCACUUUCGGCCAGUGCGGAAAACCUCUCCAGUGAUCAGAACAAUGAUGGUUCUUCCAUGUGCUUGGAGCUGGCAUUGGAAGGCGAACGGCUGUGCAAAUCCGGUGACUGUCGAGCUGGUGUGGCGUUUUUCCAGGCGGCGAUUCAAGCCGGAACUGAUGACCUGCGAACACUAAGUGCCAUCUACAGCCAGCUGGGCAAUGCAUAUUUCUAUCUAGGUGACUAUACGAAAGCGAUGCAAUAUCACAAGCAUGAUUUGACACUGGCACGAUCGAUGAACGAUAAGCUGGGCGAGGCCAAAUCAUCUGGAAAUCUUGGAAAUACUCUCAAAGUUAUGGGACGAUUCGAUGAGGCGGCAAUUUUCUGCCAGCGACAUCUGGUUAUCGCACAAUCACUUGGAGAUCGUCUCUCGGAGGGUCGCGCACUGUACAAUCUGGGAAAUGUGUACCACGCGAAGGGCAAACAGCUAGGGCAAAAAGAUCCCGGAGACUUUUCCGAUGAAGUGAAAGAAUCGUUGAUGCAGGCCGUCGACUACUAUCAGCAAAAUUUAACCCUCAUGAAAGAACUCGGUGAUCGCGGAGCACAAGGAAGGUCUUGCGGAAACCUUGGGAACACAUACUAUCUCUUAGGACAUUUUGAAACUGCCAUCGAACAUCAUCAGGAACGACUGCGGAUUGCGCGGGAGUUCGGUGACAAGGCUGCCGAACGACGAGCCAACAGUAACCUAGGGAACUCGCACAUCUUUCUCGGUCAGUUCGAACAGGCUGCCAAUCAUUACAAGCGCACACUGUCUCUUGCAAUGGAAUUAGGCGAACGUGCCGUCGAAGCGCAGGCUUGCUACAGUCUUGGUAACACGUACACCUUGCUUCGGGACUUUCCAACCGCCAUCGACUAUCAUCAGCGGCAUCUGGCCAUUGCCCAGGAACUUGGCGACCGAAUUGGGGAAGCACGAGCAUGCUGGAGCUUGGGCAAUGCUCACUCCUCAAUUGGUAACCACGAAAAAGCUCUUCACUAUGCUAAUUCACACUACUUGCUAGCAAAAGAACUUGGUGAUGUAGUUGGUGAAAAUACAGCAAAAAUGAACAUAUCGGAUCUUAGAAAAAUACUCGGCCUGCCGGAAUUGCCACCGGCAGAUAGUGCUUCCAUGUUGGCAAUCGAAAAUGAUACUCUUCAGGAAUUGGUUAGCCAGAAUGCUCAGCACGGUACGAGUGGAGUCAACAGCAGUGCCGGAAAAGGAGGUCCACUAUCAAAGCAGUAUCGUGUGCGACGGCAGAGCAUGGAACAGUUAGACUUGAUAAAGCUGACACCCGAUGGUAAAAAGAUGGUAAAUGUGCACGACAAGCAGCAACCAGCAGCUCAGUCGGUAUUGAAUCAGCAACAACAGCAACAUAAGAGCAGUGGUAAGCAGGACGAGAAUAUAUUUAAGAACAACGACGAAGACUUCUUCGAGUUGUUGACUCGGUCUCAGAGCAAACGGAUGGAUGAUCAACGCUGUACCCUGAAGUUGACCCACGCCGAAAGCGUCGAUUCAGCUAGAAAACCGUUGACUCAGCAUAACAGUAACGCGGCAGUGGCUAAGGAAAAUAGAAACGCUUUACUGGAGAUGAUCGCAGACUUCCAGUCAGAGCGCAUGGAUGAACAACGAGCUUUACUACCAGGUUUAAAGCGAAUUUCGCUUAACAACUCAACCAACGCGGUUAGCCGUCCAGCAAACGCUAGCAGCAACAGUACCACCAAUACCGGCCAGGCACAAUCUCAGCAACCACCACCGUCGGAUAACUUCGAAACACCACCAGAUGAUGCAUUCCUAGACAUGCUUAUGAGAUGCCAGGGCACCCGCAUUGAAGAACAACGCUCGGAAUUACCUACUCCGAAUAUCACGAUGGAUGCAGAAUCGAGCGAAAGGCGAACUGGUGGGCCGGGCAACUCGAACAGCGGAGCCACCGUUCCAGAUGAAGAUUUCUUCUCUUUGAUCAUGCGCCUCCAGGGUGGGCGGAUGGAAGACCAACGAGCUACAGUACCUUUGCACAAUAACAACAACAGCCACCGUAACAAUAACAACAAUCAAAAUCAUAACAACAGCAACAACACGACAAGCAGCAACAUCAGUCAAAGUGGAGUCAGUUCAAAUCGAAGCAACGGAAAUGGUAGUAAUAAUCGUGGCAACGGUAGCGGAAGGGAACUGAAAUGAUGUAAUUCUUUCAGUCAAUAAGAUAAAAAAUGGAAUAGAAUAGGAGAUAUUCAACACUGUACGCUUUUGCACAUUUUACAAUGUGCAGGCGACUAGAAGACGAUAUCAAACGAUUGUAAACUUUCCGCGCCAUAUUUCUUUACUUACCGUGUGUGUGAUUGUGUGCAUAUUUUUAUUAAACUGUGAGGAUUUAUUACUCCUUGCAUUUCAGCAACUGCUACAGCCUGCUGUCGAAUGUUUCACAAUGCAAGGUAUACUCUAAAAUACCGGUAUGUUGACAACUUGUUUUUAAUCGCAAACGAUCCGUUCGAUAUAAUUGUAAACAAAUGCCAAUAUAAUCCACCUGCAUGCAAUUCAAUGCUUUGUGAAUGAGCUAUAAAGUUUGCUAACCAGUCAUUCCUUUUACUAGAUACAAUAAGAUUAUUUCAAUUUAUACUGCAUGUGGCUAAUCGAUUUUUUAGUACUCGCGAAAAUAUUGCAAAACGAGACUAACGUUUUACCUGUUGGAUUGUCUCGGAUAAUGAUAAGCUUUUCGUUCGUCUUCGCGGAUAUGAAGUAAUAAAAUAAUCAAAUAUUUAGAAUGACCAAAAUAGUUUACUAAUACAAAAGUGCAGUCACUUUAUUUUUCAAGUAUAGUAGAAACGUAAUAUAUAUUAAAAAAAAUGAGACUACGCCUAGAUCAAAAGCCAUUUAUUUAGGACCUAAGGGUGUAAAAACUGAUUUUUGCGAAUCUUAAAGCUAAUUGAGUAACCAUUAGAUCAAACCACACAACACGAUUACAUGAUAUUCCUACGGUUUAGAGAAUUGUUCUCCGGGUAUGUAUCUAUGAAAAUGCUGUAUAUAUUACUCUCUCUAAAUAAAACGAGAGCACAACAAUACAAACUUCACAGCAUUUAUAUUUGUGUGCUUUUAUUCUUCUGAUCUAACCAAUAUGCGAGAGUGUCAUCAAAUCUUCCAACUUUUAGAUCGCAACACGUAUUUAAUAUAUAAACAAACACUAAACCCAUACUAAUGAUAAACAUUACUGGAAUCUACCAAUUCAAACAAUAUUAAUAGAUAGAAAGAAUUACAAAACUAAAAACCAAAAGUUUUUGCAACACUUUUUCCCCCACGAUCGAUAGUAAUCGUUAUUUCAUAUCAUAUUUAUGUGUGUAUUUGUUUGGAAUCCAUUCCACUAAACCGGUACAAAUCUUUUUAGCCGGAUCUUCCCAGAAGUUGUGCCGUUUUUUAUAAAUGUGUUUCAAAAAAGUCCACCCAGUUGCUAUAGAGUACACCACUGCGAAAGCCAAAACUAAACAAGAAAAAAUUACAAAAUAACUACAGUGAUUGUUGAAAGUUCAAAUAUGUUUUACUAACUCUUUCGACGCUAGUUUUUUUUGUUAUGUUAUACCCUAACAGUCUGAAAAAUGGAAAUAUACUAUCUAUCUGCAUUAACUACA
Molecule: messenger RNA, 4192 nt
Organism: Wyeomyia smithii (pitcher-plant mosquito)
Lineage: Eukaryota; Metazoa; Arthropoda; Insecta; Diptera; Culicidae
Gene: pins
Product: G-protein-signaling modulator 2
Exons: 7
Coding region: 555-2753 (732 amino acids)
Molecular function (GO): protein binding; GTPase regulator activity
Source: RefSeq, a predicted model, not a curated record